Saccostrea echinata is the source of this 2022-nucleotide messenger RNA. RefSeq lists its product as uncharacterized. The record is from RefSeq and is a predicted model, not a curated record. The transcript has a single exon. NCBI's taxonomy places the organism in Eukaryota, Metazoa, Mollusca, Bivalvia, Ostreida, Ostreidae. The coding region runs from base 1 to 2022 and encodes 673 amino acids.
AUGUCAGAGUCCGUGUUUGUUGGCCUAAAUUAUAAAUUUGGGACAUCAGAACAGUUAGCCAUGAGACGAGAUGUAGUGGACAUCACCGAGACAUUGAUGAAUCGAGCAAGAACUCGUCACGAUCACAGUAUCUGGAUGAGUGGAAGCCAGCGGGAAGGAAUACGAAAAAUGAACUCCGAUAUAGAUGUUAUGUACUGGCAGAAUAACUAUCGAGUAAUCUGGGACUCAUCUCAGUGCCGGAAUUACAAGUAUUAUGGACAGACACUGAUUCUCUCCGACUGCUCAGAUAGUCUGCCUGGACACACCUUACUCCAGUUACUGACCCUGCCUUUAAUAAACACUGAGGUCAUGUCUGCCCGGAUCAAAUUAUAUGGUAGACAUUAUAUAUCUAGUUCUAAAUACAGACAGAUCAUGUGUUCAACAAUAAUACCUAAUUCAAUUAUACAUGGGCCAUGUAGCAGUGGUUUUUUCGCAGAGGAAGGGGGAGAAUAUGAUAUUGCACACUCUUUAACCUCAGACUUUUGGCCUCCAUCUGCUUAUCAAUGGAUUACGAGAUGCCACUCUCUGUCAUGGCCCCCAGCUCCUGUUGUUGAUGAUAUAGUCAAAAGUGGAUGUCACUUUGUACCAAUAGGACCCAAACUAGGAUAUCAUGAAGAUCAUGAAUGGAGAAUUUCUUUUUCUGUUGCCGAAUAUAAGCUACUGUGCUCAAUGAACCACUGCCAAUUCUUAACAUAUGGUUUACUUAAACUAUUCCUAAAACAUGUCAUUAACAAAGGAUUGAAUGAAGAAGAUAAAUUACUCUCAUCUUAUAACAUGAAGACAGCAGUUUUCUGGGUGGUACAACAGAACACAAUACCUCAGUGGUGUCCACAAAAUCUCCUGGAAUGUUUCUGGGUCUGUUUCAAACUCAUCCUAAAAUGGGUGUAUGAGGGAGACUGUCCUAACUUUUUCAUUCCCCAAAAUAACAUGUUUCGAGCUAAAAUUUAUGGUGAAGCACAAAAGACCUUGUUUUUUAGACUCGAAAGUUUGUAUAAGAAAGGAAUAGGAUCUCUGCUUCUUUGUCCCUCUGUCCAGUAUAUUUUGGAUAUCUAUUAUGAUCCCAGACAUCCCGUUUGUACAGAUGAACACAGUAUGUGUGCUGAGACAAGGUUUGAUUUAGACCUAUUGAAUGAGAUACAGAGGAUUGAUUCACCGGGAAUACCUGACCUUAAGUUCUGUGUGAGGUACCUACUCACAGCAGAACAGCUGAUAAGUUUACCCCUGACCAAGUAUCAUACGGUAACAUUACAGAGACUUCUAGUUGUUAUACUUCAGAAAACAGCUUUUAUGUUACAUAUGAACACUAAUACAGGCAAAAACAAAACAAUGUAUAAAGCAGAUAAAAUCUCUUGUCACAUGCUGAAAUUAGCAGCCAAGUUUGGUUACAUUUCUGACAUGUCAUUCAUAGCCCUGUAUUAUUACAAGACACUUAGAUACAUGGAAGCUUUAUCUAUUAUAGAGAUGAUCAAGGUCAAGUUAGCACAGCCAUAUGUGAUGUAUAUGUUUAAUGUAGAGGCAGAGAUGUACCUUGAGGCUGUAGGGGGACAGUCCUGGUCUACAAAGAUAAGACAGGCCAUAGCACGAAAUAUCAGACUUUACACUGAUGUCCAGUACAUCAGUGAACUGAUUCCAGAACAACAGGUCAAAGAGCUCCACCAGAGACCAGACUUAAUACUACCCCUCUACCCACUGUUACAUAUGCUGGAGUUCCUAAGCUACAGACAUUCUAAUGUAACAAGGGCACACACAUCUCUACAGGAACUAGAACUCCUACUUCACAAUGAUGAGGGGGAGUUGGUGGGUCUGAACCUUAGGGGUACAGCAUGGCAGAUCCUUGCGAUUUGUCAGCAGGUCACAGGGAAUCUUUAUGCUGCUCUAAAGUCGUACCAACAAGCACUGUCAGAAAUUCCAUUCAAUGAAAUACGAAAUAUUACUAUGAUAAGAAUUAUGAUAGUGAUAUACAAACUCAUGAAAGAAUUUUAA